GGAGUCGAGAGGGCCGGGCCCGCGGGCUGCGGCGGCGCUGGACUUGGCGCUGUUGCUGGUGGAGGCGACAUGCAGGCCGACGCGAGGCUGGAGCGCGGCAGCCGGGUCCUGACGCCGCAGUCGGCGCCGAGCUUGGAGCCGGACCCGGAGCUGGGCCCGGACCCAGAGGAGGACGCGCGGGCCGGGGCCACGUUCGCGGCGCUGCACGGCCCGGCGCUGCGCGCGUCGGGGGUCCCCGAGCGGUACUGGGACCGCCUCCUGCACAAGCUGGAGCACGAGGUUUUCGACGCUGGGGAGAUGUUCGGGAUAAUGCAGGUGGAGGAAGUGGAGGAGGAUGAGAGCGAGGGCGACGCGGCCCGGGAAGUGCGGAAGAAGCCCAACCCCGGCGGCCAGCUCUGCUACAAGGUCAUCGUGACCAACGAGAAUGGGCUUCAGGCGGCUGACCCCAACAGCAUCUUCCUUAUCGACCACGCCUGGACGUGCCGCGUGGCGCACGCCCGCCAGCAGCUGCAGCAGGUGCCCGGCCUGCUGCACCGCAUGGCCAACCUGAUGGGCGUCGAGUUCCACGGCGAGCUGCCCAGCACCGAGGCCGUGGACCUGGUGCUGGAGGAGAUGUGGAAGUUCAACCAGACCUACCAGCUGGCCCACGGGACGGCCGAGGAGAAGGUGCCCGUGUGGUACAUCAUGGACGAGUUCGGCUCGCGCAUCCAGCACGCGGACGUGCCCAGCUUCGCCACCGCGCCCUUCUUCUACAUGCCCCAGCGGGUGGCCUACACGCUGCUGUGGCCCCUGAGGGACCUGGACACGGGCGAGGAGGUGACGCGGGACUUUGCCUACGGAGAGGCCGACCCUCUGAUCCGGAGGUGCGUGCUGCUGCCCUGGGCCCCCGCCGACCUGCUGGACCUCAGCUCCUCCACGCCCGAGCCACCCGAGGAGCACUACCAGGCCAUUUUGGAGGAAAAUAAGGAGACGCUGCCACUGGCCGUCAAGCCGGCGGUGUAUCCCUGCGACCACGUCUUCAAGGUCUACACGGACGUCCGGCAGGUGCUCAGCCACCUCAGCCACCCGCGCUUCACCUUCACCCAGAGCGAGGCGGACGCCCACAUCCUCUUCCACUUCUCGCACUUCAAGGACUACAGAAGGCUGAGCCGGGAGAGGCCCAGCGUGCUGCUGAACCAGUUCCCCUGCGAGAACCUGCUGACGGUGAAGGACUGCCUGGCCUCCGUCGCGCGCCGGGCCGGCGGCCCCGAGGGCCCGGCCUGGCUGCCCCGCACCUUCAACCUGCGCACCGAGCUGCCCCAGUUCGUCAGCUACUUCCAGCAGCGAGAGAGGCGGGGCGAGGACAACCACUGGAUCUGCAAGCCCUGGAACCUGGCCCGCAGCCUGGACACCCACAUCACCAAGAGCCUGCACAGCAUCAUCCGGCACCGCGAGAGCUCCCCCAAGGUUGUGUCCAAAUACAUUGAAAGUCCCGUCUUGUUCCUUCGAGAAGAUGUGGGGAGGGUCAAGUUCGACAUCCGCUACAUCGUGCUCCUGCGGUCGGUGAAGCCCCUGACGUUGUUCGUCUAUGACGUGUUCUGGCUGCGGUUCUCCAACCGGCCCUUCGCACUCAACGACCUGGACGACUACGAGAAGCAUUUCACUGUCAUGAACUACGACCCAGAAUUGGUGCUGAAGCAGAUGCACUACGAUGAGUUCAUCCCGGAGUUUGAGAAGCAGUACCCAGAAUUUCCCUGGAAGAGCGUCCAGGCUGAAAUCUUCCAGGCCGUCACGGAGCUGUUCCAGGUGGCGUGUGCCAGGCCGCCCCCGCUGGGCCUCUGCGACUACCCCUCAUCCCGGGCCAUGUAUGCCGUCGACCUCAUGCUGAAGUGGGACAGCCGUCCAGAUGGUGCGGGGGCUCCCCUGCCCCGUAAUCCAAAGUGCCCUCCCCACUUACCCAAAGGGAAGCGAGUGAUGCAGCCGCAGCUCCUAGAGGUGAACUUCAACCCAGACUGUGAGCGGGCCUGCAGGCACUACCCGGCCUUCUUCAACGACGUCUUCAGCACCUUGUACCUGGACGAGCCUGACAGCUGCCCCGUCACCCGCCUCGUCUAGGCGCCCGCUGGCCCUUCCGUGGGUGCUCGUGGCGGACUGCAGCCUCAGUUCCCGGAGCUGCUUCGGCGCCGUGCCCCCGCCCCCCGCCUCCGCUCCUCCUCCCCCAACCCUGUGAGCCGUGGCCCCAGCCUCACACCCUGGGCGCUCGCGGGCCCCCUCCCCCGUGGGCCAGGAGCAGGGCCAGUCCUGCUGCCCCCGGGGCUGAGUGCUAGGCCCCUGCUCACACCCGCCUCGCUGCCGUCUGGGCGGUGAUUAGUCUCAGUUCAGCCAAGGGCUUUAUUCCGGAGAGUUUGGUUCAUGGGGUGCUGUGCUUCCAGAGGGCGUUACCGAAAGGGGUCUGGGGAGCACGACGCGGUGUUCUCAGAAACGAGCUUCCCUAGGAGCGCCCAUGGGAGCCCAGCGGUUAACAGGCCCAGACUGGCUGCUUCCCACGCUCCGCCCCAGGCCCUGUGACAGGCGUCCCCAGGUCCCCCUAGGAGCCUGCUUCUCAGACCCAGCCUUCUCCCCCUUCACCAGCAACCUCCCUCGAGGCUCCGGGGCAGGACAGCCACUGCCUUUGGUUGCCGUUGCCUUUCCGUCUGGCCCCGUGGACAGGGCCAGAUGUGGUACCAGCACCUCCCCGCCCGCUGGGCGCUGCAGUGUUUCCAGCCCCGCCUGAGGUUGGCUGGGACGCUCCAGUGAGGGGACUCGGGGACAGGUGUGGGCAGCAGAGCGCCAGGCAGCGGGCGGCCGAGAAAGAUGCUUCCCGGGAGAAUGCCGUCUUCCACCAGCUAGAGUCAGAAGGCAGGGGUUUUGUAACUUCUUCAUUUAUGGGAAGAAAAUACAAAAUUUUCGUUCUUUCCUUAAUUUUGUUUCUGAAGUUUUGAGUCAGUUUCCAGGGUGGUUUGUGUUGCCACGGUGUACCCAGCCCAGCUAACCAGACGGCGGGUCUGACUUUCGUGGAGGAGCUGCCUGCAGAGCUUUCACGGGUGUGUACACGUGUGCGCGUGCGUGCCGUGUGUGUGUGCGCGUGUAUGCGUGCAUGUGUUGGGAGGUACUUGUUUCAUUCUGAAGCCAAGAGUGAUCCUUGUAGCAAAACUGGACUUGACUGCGCCUCCCACUUCCGUGUCUUUUGGGGUGUGUCCGUCCACUGUCUGUGCUAACCAGAAGUUCAGCCUGUGUUCUGGGAAACACCCUUUCCUCCAACCAAGUAGAGGGUUAGAGGGCAGGACACCUCAUCUCUGGUUUUCUCCGUGGGAGAGCUGCUGCGUCCUGUCCCCUCCUGGACUUGAUUUGUACCGCAAUAAAGUAUGCCUUCUCUACUUUUGCCUCCCUUUCUCUUUGGGGGCCCUGGAACCACAGGCCUGCAUGGUGUAUCAGUUGUUUUCCUUGCACAUUGUCAAAGAAAACCAAAAUAUCAGGACGUAUGCUUUGAGAAACAGAAGAAAUGGGAUAGUAUUUAGGCCUCCAAGUCCCUGUCUUUGUUUGGGCUGCUAUAACGAAAUAUCAUAAACUGGGUGA
This is a messenger RNA of Physeter macrocephalus (sperm whale), 3594 nucleotides long. It is a transcript of the gene TTLL12, whose product is annotated as tubulin tyrosine ligase like 12. Gene Ontology annotation, cellular component: cytoplasm. Lineage: Eukaryota; Metazoa; Chordata; Mammalia; Artiodactyla; Physeteridae. Bases 70 to 2094 code for a protein of 674 amino acids. The transcript has 14 exons. Gene Ontology annotation, biological process: protein modification process. The record is from RefSeq and is a predicted model, not a curated record.